This is a messenger RNA of Trichomonas vaginalis G3, 576 nucleotides long. Its product is annotated as protein ubiquitination. The transcript has a single exon. NCBI's taxonomy places the organism in Eukaryota, Parabasalia, Trichomonadida, Trichomonadidae. The record is from RefSeq and is a predicted model, not a curated record. The coding region runs from base 1 to 576 and encodes 191 amino acids. Gene Ontology annotation, molecular function: protein binding.
AUGUUAUCACCAAAUAAUAAUAAUCAUAAAGAAAACAAACAAUAUGAUAAAAUUUCAACAACUGAUGAAAACAUUAAAUUUUUUGAAAGAAAUUGGAUUUCAAAAAUUUUAUUUUGUCUUUAUGAUACAUUUGUAAAAUGUAGUCAAGAACGAGAUCUUUAUUCAAUCAAAUUUGCUGUUGAUAAUGGAUAUCAUAAAGUAUCCCAUUUUAAUAUGACAGUAAUUGAUUAUGCAGUAAGAUUAAAUAAUUUAUCUCUUGUUCAAGAUCUUAUUUCAUGUGGUGUUGACCCUAAUAUGAGAAAUGAUGAUCUAGACACACCACUCCAUUAUGCUUGUUUUUAUAAUUCAUUCGAAGUUGUCAAAUUCCUUCUUACGUUAUAUGAAAUUGAUAUUAAUGCACAAAAUAAGUAUGGAAAUACACCCCUUCAUGAUGCAUGCAGGUCAAAUGAUACAGAAACUGUAAAACUUCUCUUAGAAUGUAGAGGAAUAAAUAUUUCAAUAAAGAAUUACAAAGGUGUAACUGCAAUUGAUAUGACUAACGAUGUAAAUAUUCGAAAUCUUUUUAAUCAAAAAUAA